AUGGCUGGCCUGAGGACCUUUGAUGCGUUUCCGAAAACGGACGCUCAACAUGUCAAAAAAUCGUCCAAAGGUGGAUACACGACUAUUUUGACCUACCUCUUCCUCGCAUUUAUUGCCUGGAGCGAGUUUGGUAGCUUUUUUGGGGGAUAUAUCGAUGAACAAUAUGGGGUGUCUGACGAACUUCGAGAAACAGCCCAAAUCAAUAUGGACGUCUUUGUGCAUACUAAAUGUCAGUAUCUUACUGUGUUAGCCUACGACCGUACGGGGGAUCAGAAACUAGUGCAGAACGAGCUCUCACUGGAAGAUCUGUUCUAUAUUCCCCUCGACACGAAGGUGGAUGGGAGAAACGACAUCCGCUCUCCAGGAUUGGACGAGAUAAUGGCAGAGGCAAUUCCAGCGCAGUUCAGGGAAAAAAUCGAUUUCUCUGCUCUUGCUGGUGGCGAGGAGUUUGACGGAUGUCACAUCUUUGGUUCUAUUCCUGUAAACAUGGUCAAGGGGAACUUGGUGAUAACCUCCAGAGGCUAUAGUCCUGGCGAUUUUAGAAGGCCCCCGCCAGACGUUAUCAACUUUUCUCAUGUUUUCAAUGAGCUCUCAUACGGCGAUUUCUACCCCUACAUCGACAAUCCUCUCGACAAAACCGCCAGGCUCUCUAAUGAUCCUGCAAUACGCUACCGUUACUACACAUCUGUUGUUCCCACCACAUUCAGGAAACUGGGAGCAGAGGUUAAGACCAACCAGUACUCGUUGAGUGAAAGCGAAACGACAGUAACAUCCUCCAACAAGCAAGCUCCUGGCAUUUUUCUCUCUUACGAUUUCGAAGCCUUAACUAUCACCGUCAGCGAUAAGCGCAUUUCGUUCUGGCAGUUCAUCGUCAGACUGGUAGCAAUUCUCUCCUUCAUCGUCUACACCAUUUCAUGGACCUUUAGAAUUACUGACAAGCUAUUAGUAGUUUUGCUGGGCCCCAAGUGGUCACUUCGCUAUCCUAGUGAUGGUCGUCAAAAAAGUGGUAUUUUGGAGUAG
Messenger RNA from Lachancea dasiensis, 1020 nucleotides. Lineage: Eukaryota; Fungi; Ascomycota; Saccharomycetes; Saccharomycetales; Saccharomycetaceae. The record is from the annotation of a GenBank genome assembly.